UUAUCGAUUGUGCAAAAAUUCUCUCAAGUGUGAACAACCCUUUAGACGAGUGUAUACGAAAAAAUGAGAAGCUGCGAAACUACUGAGAAUUGAACACAGGAGGUUCUUAAAGGAUAUUCUUAUUGUAAAUUCCUAAAUCACUACAAUCCCAGGAAACUGGUCCCCUAUUACCUUUUUGCAACAAACCAAGGAUGUCUUCCAACGUAGAUGGCAGUGGGGAUUGGACUUGUGGCGAUGUAACCUGUCGGCACCUUAAUUUUGGGCGACGUAACCAGUGUAACAAAUGUCGUCGAUCCCGCAGUACGGAACGAGGAAGCUCUAGAAAACUCGGCGCCGAGAUCGGAAAAGCGGCUGCAGAGAAGUCAAGGGGUCUAUUCAGCGCCGAAGAUUGGCAAUGUAGCAAAUGUGGCAAUGUCAAUUGGGCUCGCCGGCAAACAUGUAAUAUGUGUAAUGCACCCAAAGUUAUUGACAAUGAAGAAAGAACGGGAUUUGGUGGCGGCUACAAUGAUCGUGGUGUUGUGGAGUAUAAAGAACAUGUUGAAUCUGACAGUGAGUAUGACGAAUUUGGUCGUCUAAAGAAGCGUAAGAAGAAUAACAACUCUGUGGAUUCGGGGAAAAGUUCACAAAAGGAACGAAAUGAGGAAGAUGAGGAGGAGGAAGAAGAAGAGGGCAGCGACGACGAUCUAGCCAAAUACGAUCUAUUUGGAGAGGAAGAGGACGACGAUGCAGAACCUGCUCAUACCAAAUCAAACGAUAGCAAGUCUAAGCCCAAAAAGGACGAAACAUCACCCAGGGGAAGAAGAUCUCGAAGUUUUGAAUCUUCCUCAAGUUCCUCGUCAUCAUCUUCAUCGUCCUCAUCUACAUCAUCCAAAUCUCUUAAAAAACGCGGUCGCAAACGUUCUCGUUCAUCAAGUCGCAGUCCUCGCAGAAACAAUAAGGUACAAAGCCAACGUCAUCGUUCGCCUUCCCGCGAUAAAACUAAAACGUCUUCAUCAAAUCAACGCCACCAUCUCAAUCAACAUUCUAAAUCGCGCUCAAAGUCCCACAGUUCCACGCGUUCACCAUCAUCUAAACGCAACCGAAGCCGAAAUUCAAGUUCGUCACGCAAGCAUUCAAAGUCACCACGUUCCCAUAAGCGUUCACGCUCCCGUUCUCGAACUCGCUCCCGUUCGCCACGAUCCAGAUCCCGUUCGAGAUCCUCCUCUUCACGACGUAGACGUUAAAAAUUUUUUAGCAUAAAUACUAAAUCCAUUUUGUGUUGAUUUAAAUAUGAAAUUAUGAAGUUUGAAGUACAGCAAUUUUGAAAAAUA
This is a messenger RNA of Stomoxys calcitrans (stable fly), 1310 nucleotides long. RefSeq names its product zinc finger Ran-binding domain-containing protein 2. The transcript has 3 exons. Gene Ontology annotation, biological process: RNA processing. Gene Ontology annotation, molecular function: RNA binding; lipopolysaccharide binding. The record is from RefSeq and is a predicted model, not a curated record. The coding region runs from base 192 to 1223 and encodes 343 amino acids. Lineage: Eukaryota; Metazoa; Arthropoda; Insecta; Diptera; Muscidae.